AUGAAUCAACUUAGUCGAAAGCUAUAUAUACGUUCUUUGGUUUACGUGGAAAGUUGGAAGGAAGCUGUUGAGGCUAGGCUCGUUGACAAGCAAUACCUCAAGGAUUUGAGCCUGCAUUGGAAGGUUGGUCCGUGCAAAUUGAGGACCAGUCAUAACGGAGUUUUGGAAGGCUUGCAUCCUCCUUCGAGCAUGGAACAUCUUCAAAUUGAACAAUUCGGGGGUGAUAGCUUUCCUCCAAGUUGGUUACAGCCCCAAAACCUACCUUCUUUAAAAUCUAUGUAUCUAGUCAAGUGUGAUGGCUUAGAAAGGAUUGUUCUACCAAGGGCAACGCCAGAGGCCGACGCGCUCAUAUCUUCUUUUGAUGGUGUGCUAAGUGGUUCAGUUGGUGCAGAUGGUUCACAGCAAGCUAGCACCAACAACUAUGCAUGUCUUCCCUUCACAAGCCUUACCUUAUUGGUCCUUUUGUCCUGUCGUAAGCUGAAAAAUCUUGACCAGUGUUUGUCCCCGGAAUAUUUUCCAUCCAUCCAAUCGAUACAACUUCUAUUUUGUGAAAGUCUAGAAUCAAUACCGGUGGAUAAAUUUGGAGGGUUUGUUUGCCUUCAUGACCUGCAAAUCAUGCACUGCAGGAGUUUGGUGUGUCCAAGAGAAAUGGUUUUGCCCAAAUCACUCGAACGACUCUAUAUUGAACAUAGUGGCAAGCUUGACAGGGACAGCUGCUGGACCAGGUCAUUGUACAAUCCUGAUUGA
Triticum aestivum (bread wheat) is the source of this 747-nucleotide messenger RNA. RefSeq lists its product as uncharacterized. The transcript has 2 exons. NCBI's taxonomy places the organism in Eukaryota, Viridiplantae, Streptophyta, Magnoliopsida, Poales, Poaceae. The coding region runs from base 1 to 747 and encodes 248 amino acids. The record is from RefSeq and is a predicted model, not a curated record.